AUGACAAACAGGCUUUUCACCGGCUCUGCCAUAUUCCAGCAAGUUGCCAAAAUGACAAACACAAAAGGAAAAAGGAGAGGGACAAAAUACAUGUUUUCUAGGCCCUUUAGAAAACAUGAUGUUGUCCCUUCAUCUAUGUAUAUGCAAAUAUACGAGAAAGGUGAUAUUGUAGAUAUCAAGGGUAUGGGCACAGUUCAGCAAGGAAUGCCCCACAAAUGUUACCAUGGCAAGACUGAACGGGUCUAUAAUGUUACUCAACAUGCUGUAAAUAUUGUUGUAAACAAACAGGUUAAAGGCAAGAUUCUAGCCAAGAGAAUUAAUGUGCAAAUUGAGCAUAUUAAGCAUUCUAAGAGUAGAGGUAGCUUCCUCAAGAGGGUAAAAGAAAAUGACAAGAAGGAAGCCAAAGAAAAAAGGCACCUGCGUUCAACUGAAACUUCAGCCUGCUCCACCCAGAGAAGCACACUUUGUGGGGACCAUUGGUAA
Molecule: messenger RNA, 483 nt
Organism: Dromiciops gliroides (monito del monte)
Lineage: Eukaryota; Metazoa; Chordata; Mammalia; Microbiotheria; Microbiotheriidae
Product: 60S ribosomal protein L21-like
Exons: 1
Coding region: 1-483 (160 amino acids)
Biological process (GO): translation
Cellular component (GO): cytosolic large ribosomal subunit; ribosome
Molecular function (GO): structural constituent of ribosome
Source: RefSeq, a predicted model, not a curated record